Molecule: messenger RNA, 2001 nt
Organism: Arachis ipaensis
Lineage: Eukaryota; Viridiplantae; Streptophyta; Magnoliopsida; Fabales; Fabaceae
Molecular function (GO): DNA binding
Source: RefSeq, a predicted model, not a curated record
AUGGCUUCAUCAAAUACACCAUCAGAAACACCAACACCAACUUCUCAGGAACAAGGAUCAACUCCUGAUCCAACAAUUGGAACCCAAAAAAAUAGUAACAAAGGAAAAACUGAUCCUACAUGGGGCCGUUGUAAACAAGUUUUGGAUAAAGGAAAAACUGCUCUGGUAUGUAUUUAUUGCGAGAAGCUUAUUAGGGGUGGAGGAAUUAACCGGGUUAAGCAUCAUUUGGCUGGAAAAGGUGGAGAUAUUGAGGCAUGUCGAAAGGUGCCAGCUGCGGUGAGACACCAAUUCUCCCAAAACAUUGAAGAUCUUCGAACCAAGAAAAGGAAAACUCAAGAAGAAUAUGCAGAAAGUUAUGGUGCUUGUGAUGAUGUUGAAAGGGAAUUUGAUGAGAUUGAACGUAAUGAGAUGCGACAACAACAAGCAUCAAGAAUUCCAGCACCUAGCUCUAGAAAGGGAGUUGGAAAACAACUCAAGGGACUACAAUCCUUUUUUCCACUGGCAGCAACACCUGGAGCUCAACCAAGUAUUAAAAGUGUUCUCCAAAGCAAAGAAAUUAUGGAGAAGUGUGAUAUUGCUAUUACAAGAUGGAUGAUGGAUGACUCUGUGCCAUUCAAUGCGGUUAAUUCAGCUUAUUAUCAGCCGAUGAUCGAUGCUAUCGCAAAUAUGGGUGCAGGGUAUAAAGGGCCAAAUUACCAAAGAGUUCGUGGAUAUUUGUUGAGUAAAUUGGUUGAAGAUGUAAAGAAGAUGAUUGAAGGUUAUCGUGUGAUUUGGAAACAAACUGGAUGUACUAUCAUGGCUGAUGGAUGGACUGAUCGUUGUAGGCGUACUUUAAUUAAUUUCUUGGUUUAUUGCCCUAAAGAAACUGUUUUCCUAAAGUCAGUUGAUGCUUCUCAUAUCUCAAAAACUGCUGAGGCUUUGUUCAAGUUGCUUAGGGAUGUUGUGUUAUUUGUUGGUCCUGAGAAUGUUGUACAUGUAGUGACGGAUAAUGCUGCAAAUUACGUUGCUGCUGGAAGGUUGUUGAAAUCAGAGUUUCCUAGAUUGUAUUGGUCUUCUUGUGCGGCACAUUGUAUUAAUCUGAUGUUGCAGGAUAUUGGAAAGUUUGUGGAAGUGACUGAAACUGUGUCAGAAGCUUCAAUGAUUACGAAGUAUAUCUAUAAUCACUGCCAUCCUUUGUACUUGAUGAGGCAGUUCACAGGCGGCCGAGAAAUACUUCGUCCAGCUCCAACUCGAUUCGCCACUAAUUUCAUUACUUUGCAAAGUAUUUUGGCUCAAAAGGAUGCAUUGAGAGCUAUGGUGACAUCUAAAGAAUGGACAAGUUCAGCUUACUCUAAAGAAGCCAAAGCAAAAAAGUUUGUGGAUCAAGUCUUAGAUUCUAAACUUUGGAAUCAAUGCACUGAUAUUGUUAAGCUUACGGAGCCACUUGUUCAUGUAUUGCGUAUUGUGGAUAGUGAAGAUAGAGCUGCAAUGGAAUUUGACAAGCACAAAGAAAUAAUUUCUGGCCUAUUAGAUGUGAUUGAGAGAUAUGCUUACGGUGAUGCUGAUUUGAUUACUAAAUUGACAAGUGAGAAGAGAAUCUUUAAGAAUGCUGAAGGAGACUUUGGGAGACAGUUUGCAAUACGUGAGCGAAGCACAGUGAUGCCUGAUCAAUGGUGGGAAUCUUAUGGAUGUGGAGCACCAAACCUGCAAAAGUUAGCAAUUCGUGUUUUGAGUCAAACUUGCAGUUCUUCAGGCUACAACAAAGAAUGGAUAAUGGAAGAUUCACCACCAUUUUUAACUCCUAAAGAAGUUGAUGCUUUACGGAAUGAUCUUGCAAAUAUGUCUCUUCAAUCAGCUUUAGAUGAUUUGGAUGAAUUAAAUCUGGAACACGAUCGAGAUGAUGGUGAAGCUAAUAAUACUUCUGUGGAAAAUGCAAAUCAGAAUGAAACCAAUCAACAUGUAGCUCCAGAUUUGUCAGAUGAAGAAAGAUAUCCAGACUUUGAAGUUACUCCUUGGAUAUAA